This is a messenger RNA of Cynara cardunculus var. scolymus (artichoke), 2300 nucleotides long. RefSeq names its product probable inactive receptor kinase At1g48480. The transcript has 2 exons. The coding region runs from base 157 to 2151 and encodes 664 amino acids. Gene Ontology annotation, biological process: protein phosphorylation. Gene Ontology annotation, molecular function: protein binding; protein kinase activity; ATP binding. The record is from RefSeq and is a predicted model, not a curated record. NCBI's taxonomy places the organism in Eukaryota, Viridiplantae, Streptophyta, Magnoliopsida, Asterales, Asteraceae.
CUCUGCUGCUUUCGAGUGAUGAUGAUGAUGAAAGCAGAGUUAAGUCGCCGAAUGACGAUGAACAACACGAGUCUUUGAAAAUUCAACCCUUCAUUCACAUAACCCAUCUCCCAUUUUUCCCAAAUUUUCUGUUCAUUUUCACAAAUUUUCAAAAAAAUGGUGAUUCACUCUGUAACCGCAAUAAUGUUGCUCGUUUCCUUUCACAUUUUGCUCCUUCUACCCGACGGAAUCAUGACAGAUCUGACGUCCGACAGAGCUGCUCUCCUUUCUCUCCGCUCCGCCGUUGGCGGCCGUACUCUCUUCUGGACCACCACCCAACAAAAUCCAUGUAAUUGGGCCGGUGUACAAUGUGAUAACACCAUUAACCACGUCACCGCCCUCCACCUCCCUGGUGUCUCAUUAUCCGGCCAGCUUCCGGUCGGCAUUUUCGGUAACUUGACUCAGCUUCGAACCCUUAGUCUCCGUUUCAACGCACUCUCCGGCCCUCUCCCUUCCGAUCUCUCUUCUUGUGUUAAUUUACGUAACCUGUAUCUCCAAGGUAAUCGUUUCUCCGGCAACUUCCCGGAGAAAAUUUUCAGUAGUUUACGUGAUCUUGUUAGAUUAAACCUUGCUGGGAAUAAUUUAUCCGGUGAGAUUUCAACUGGGUUCAACAAUUUCACUCGGUUAAGAACACUCUACCUCGAGAACAACCAGUUUUAUGGGUCUCUGCCGGAGCUCAAAAUACCCAAUUUGGAACAGUUUAAUGUCUCAUUUAACAACCUCAAUGGCUCUGUUCCUAAAAGUCUCCAAUCAAACCCUAAGGAAUCGUUUGUCGGAAAUUCCCUUUGCGGUUCUCCCCUAGACCAAUCUUGCCCUAGAAAAGAGGAUGUUCCUCCGGCAGUGUCAGUAGAUCUUACCAGGAACAGGAAGAAGAAGAAUCGCUUAUCCGGCGGCGCCAUUGCUGGAAUCGUAGUCGGAUCUGUACUGGGGCUUGUCGUUGUCCUCCUACUACUAUACAUACUUUGUCGAAAGAGAACCACUAAGAAAACGAGUUCAAUAGACAUUGGUGCCAAGAAACUCGCCGAUGCAGAGGUUCUCGGGGAGAAACCGCUCACAGGGUCUGGCAUGGGUAGCAAUGGAUUCUCCGUCGCUGCAGCAGCUGCGGCGGCGAUGACAACCUCUUCCACGGCGGGUGCAAACACCGGUGGAGGUGGAGAUGCCACUGGUAACAAAAAGCUGGUGUUUUUUAGAAACUCGUCCACCAUAUUUGAUUUGGAGGAUUUGCUACGAGCUUCUGCAGAAGUUCUUGGUAAAGGGACAUUUGGGACGGCGUACAAGGCGGUGCUGGAGGCCGGGAUGAUGGUGGCGGUGAAGAGAUUGAAGGAUGUUACAGUUUCUGAAUCAGAAUUCAGAGAAAAAAUGGAAUCUGUGGGUGCAAUGGAUCAUGAGAAUUUGGUUCCACUCAGAGCUUACUAUUACAGCAAAGAAGAGAAGCUUCUUGUCUAUGAUUAUAUGCCAAUGGGAAGCCUAUCUGCACUUCUCCAUGGAAACAAAGGUGGUAGUAGGACACCAUUGAACUGGGAAAUACGGUCCAGCAUUGCUCUUGGAACUGCCCGUGGCAUCGAUUACUUGCACAGUCACGGUCAUGAUGUCUCCCAUGGGAACAUCAAAUCGUCAAACAUCCUCCUUUCCAAAUCUUAUGACGCCCGUAUAUCCGAUUUUGGUCUAGCCCAUCUCGUUGGUCUCCCUUCAACCCCGAACCGCGUGGCUGGAUAUCGUGCACCAGAGGUUACAGACCCUCGAAGAGUCUCCCAAAAAGCAGAUGUUUACAGCUUUGGUGUGUUGCUUUUGGAACUUCUAACCGGAAAGGCCCCGACUCAUGCCCUGUUAAAUGAAGAAGGGGUUGACCUGCCGAGAUGGGUGCAGUCGACGGUAAAGGAAGAGUGGACAUCCGAGGUGUUUGAUCUCGAGCUAUUGAGGUAUCAGAAUGUGGAGGAGGAAAUGGUGCAACUGUUGCAGCUCGCAAUAGAUUGUGCGGCUCAGUACCCUGAUAACCGGCCCACAAUGGCAGAGGCCAUGAGCCGGAUUGAGGAGCUGCGUCGGGUGAGCUUGAUAAAAGGCGGAGAUGGUGUUUCAAACCCGGACCCGGAUCGUGUUCAUGAAUCAGAUUGAGGCAUGAGAAUUAGUUGAAUGAAUGUGUUGGUUGGAUUUGGAUGACUGGUGUUGUAAUUAUGAUUUGCUUUAGCUUUUGCUUUUGCUUUUUGAGAAGCAACUUUCAUGUGUUUCAAGAUAAUGAUGUUUCAUUUCACCUGCCCUUCGCC